AUGGAGCCCCCGGACUCCCGGACCCGGGCGCGCAGGGCCCCGCGGCUGCUGUUGCUCGCACUGCUGUUGGCGGCGCCCCCAGGUGCACAGGCCAAGAUGCAAGUGUCGGUGCCUCCCCUGGUGGAGGUGAUGCGUGGGGACCUGGUCACCCUGGACUGCAAGCCCCAUGUGUCCCAGAACCGCUAUGUCCUGGAGUGGUUCUUGACAGACCGCUCUGGAGACCGGCACCUAGUGGCCUCAGCUGAGCCCCAGGGCUCGGAGUUAAGGGGCACUGUGCAUAACUCCUGGGGCCGCAGCCCCCCGUACCAGCUGGACUCCCAGGGGCGCCUGAUAAUGCCCACGGCCCAGGUGAGCGACGAACGGGACUAUGUGUGUGUGGUGAAGGCAGGGGCAGCGGGCACUGCUGAGGCCACCGCCCGGCUCCGCGUGUUCGCCAAGCCAGAGACCACCGAGGUUUCCCCCAACAAAGGGACCCUGUCUGUGAUGGAGGAGACGGCUCAGGAGAUUGCCACCUGCAACAGCCUGAAUGGCAACCCGGUCCCUAAGAUCACCUGGUACCGGGACGGGCAGCGCCUGGAGGUGCCCACAGAGGUGAACUCAGAGGGCUACAUGACCACCCGCAGGGUGCGGGAGGCCUCGGGCCUCUUUUCCCUGAGCAGCACGCUCUACCUGCGGCUCUACAAGGCCGACCGAGACGCCCGCUUCCACUGUGCGGCCCACUACAGCCUGCCCGACGGCCUCCACGGCCGCCUGGACAGCCCCGAGUUCCGCCUCAUUCUGCACUAUCCCACGGAGAAGGUGAAGUUCGGGGUGGGCAGCCCGGCUGCCGCGGAGGGCUGGGUGCUCGAGGGUGACUCCAUUCAGUUGCUCUGCCAGGGGGACGGCAGCCCCAGCCCGGAGUACACAUUCUUCCACCUUCAGGGGGAGCACGAGAAACUGCUGAACAUGAAUCUCGAGGGGAACCUCACCCUGACGGGGGUGCACCGGAACCAAAGCGGGAGCUACGGCUGCAGAGUAGAAGAUUACGACGCCCCUGAGGACGCCCAGCUCUCCCAGACUGGGAAGCUGCACGUGGCCUACCUGGACCCCCUGCAGCUGAGUGCGGCUGAGGAGCUAUCCCUGUUACAGGGCAGCAACACCACCGUGAACUGCUCUGCCCACGGCCUGCCCACCCCUGCCCUGCGCUGGAUCAAGGACUCAACACCGCUGGAGGACGGCCCCAUGCUUCCGCUCAACUCCGUCACCUUCGACUCCAUGGGCACCUAUGUGUGUGAGGCCUCCGUGCCCACCAUGCCCCUGCUCACCCGCACUCGAACCUUCCAUCUGCUGGUCCAAGGGACCCCAGAGUUAAGGGCAGAAGAGAUUGAGCCCAAGGCAGAAAGUGGCUGGAGAGAAGGGGACGAAGUCACGCUGGUCUGCUCUGCCCGCGGCCACCCGGUGCCCAAGCUGACCUGGAGCCAGCUGGGAGGCAGCUCAGCAGAGCCAGCCCUCAGCGGGCAGGGCUGGGUGAGCAGCUCCCUGACCCUGAAGGUGACCAGCACCCUGAGCCGUGAGGGCGUCUUCUGUGAGGCUGCCAACCCCCUCGGGCAUGCCCGGCAUGUCUUCCACUUCGGCAACGUGGCCCCCCAGACCGCUCAGGCCGGAGUGGCCGUCAUGGCCGUGGCCGUCAGUGUGGGCCUCCUCCUGCUCGUCGUGGCAGCCUUCUACUGCAUGAGACGCAAGGGGCGCCCCGGCUGCUGUCGGCGUGGGGAGAAGGGGGCUCCGCCACCUGGGGAGCCGGAGCUGAGCCGCUCAGGGCCCGAGCAGACCGGCCUUCUCAUGGGAGGCGGCUCUGCAGGAGCUAGGGGUGGCAGCGGGGGCUUCGGAGAUGAGUGCUGAGCUCAAGGAACUGAGAAGCAGUCCCAGGCCCAGAAUAGGGGCCUUGGAGAAGCAGCGCCCGCCCGCCUGCCUCGCCUGCCCCUUCCUUCUGCCUGCUGGGCCCUCCCUUCCUUCCUCUGCCUGCCGGGCAGGGACCCGCAGCCAUGGGCCUCCCGGAGGUGGGGGCGGUGGGGAGGGGGAGGCGCCAGAGGCCGGGUGGCUGGGAGGGAGCCUUCCUGCAGCCACUGUGACUCUCCCAGGCCCCAGAAUAGCUCCUGGAGGCCAGCCCAGGGCCCGGCCUGGGAGCAGGCACCGAGGGUCGACUGGCCGCCACUAUUUUUACCUCCUGCCUCUCUUGCUGGCCGCCCCCCCACACCCACCUGCUGCAUAGUCGGACACUGGAUCCCCGCUCCCACCCUCGCCCCUACCCCAUCAUCCAUGGACACUGGAGUCUGGAAUAAAUGCUGUUUCACAUCGA
This is a messenger RNA of Ochotona curzoniae (black-lipped pika), 2335 nucleotides long. RefSeq names its product basal cell adhesion molecule (Lutheran blood group) (gene BCAM). The coding region runs from base 1 to 1878 and encodes 625 amino acids. The transcript has 15 exons. The record is from RefSeq and is a predicted model, not a curated record. Gene Ontology annotation, cellular component: plasma membrane. NCBI's taxonomy places the organism in Eukaryota, Metazoa, Chordata, Mammalia, Lagomorpha, Ochotonidae.